AUGGAGUCCUCUAAACUCUUCACGCCGCUCAAGGUGGGCUCCAUCAACAUCGCCCACCGCAUCACCCUGCCACCAAUGACCCGCUUCCGCGUCGACGACGGCCACAUCCCGCAAGAGCAGGUGGCCGAGUACUACGCCCAGCGCGCCGCCGUCCCAGGCACCCUACUCAUCACGGAAGCCACGCUGGUCUCGCCCCGACCAGGCGUGUACACGAACGUCCCCGGGCUCUGGAGCAAGGAGCAGAUCGCGCAGUGGCGCAAGGUCACGGACGCCGUGCACGCAAAGGGCAGCUUCAUCUACAACCAGCUCUGGGCGCUUGGGCGCGUCGCAGACCCCGAGGCAACGAGGAAGGAGAACGGGGCGGAUGCGCGCGUCAUGAGCAGCAGUGCGACGCCGCUUGAUCCGAAUGGGGAACCGCCCAAGGAGAUGAGCGAGGAGGAUAUUGCCGGCGUGAUUGCGGACUUUGCGAGCGCUGCGAAGAAUGCGAUUGAGGCGGGUUUUGACGGUGUAGAGAUCCACGGUGCCAAUGGGUAUCUUGUUGAUCAGUUUAUUCAGAAGGCUGUCAAUAAGCGCGGUGAUCGCUGGGGUGGGAGCGUCGAGAACCGCGCGCGGUUCCCGCUCGAGGUGAUCAAGGCUGUUGUCGAGGCGAUUGGUGCGGAGCGCACGGCUAUCCGGUACAGUCCCUGGAACAAGUUCCAGGGGAUGGGCGUCGACUCGGAUGAGGAGCUUAUCGCGCAGUUCGGGUACUUGGCCAAGAAGACGGCGGAGUUCAAGCUUGCGUUUGUGCAUCUUGUUGAGGCGCGGAUUGCGGGGAAUACGGAGACGGACGACACCGCUGGCCGGAAUCUGCAGUUCUUCUUCGAUGCGUAUAACCGCGCCGGACCGAUUAUGGUUGCUGGAGGGUAUGUGGGCGAGACUGCGCGCGAGGCUGCCGAUGUGCAGUACAAGGACUAUGAUGUUAUGAUUGCCAUUGGGAGGCCGUGGACUGCCAACCCAGAUCUUCCUUUCAAGGUGAAGAAGGGGAUUCCCUUGCGCCCCUAUGAGCGGGAGCACUUCUACACCGUGCGCAGCCCCAAGGGAUACAUUGAUUAUGAGUUCAGCGAGGAGUUCAAGGCGUCUGCUGGUGCUCGGCUGUGA
Molecule: messenger RNA, 1137 nt
Organism: Aspergillus mulundensis
Lineage: Eukaryota; Fungi; Ascomycota; Eurotiomycetes; Eurotiales; Aspergillaceae
Product: alkene reductase
Exons: 1
Coding region: 1-1137 (378 amino acids)
Molecular function (GO): FMN binding; NADPH dehydrogenase activity
Source: RefSeq, a predicted model, not a curated record